Messenger RNA from Miniopterus natalensis, 5280 nucleotides. It is a transcript of the gene GRIA4, whose product is annotated as glutamate ionotropic receptor AMPA type subunit 4. NCBI's taxonomy places the organism in Eukaryota, Metazoa, Chordata, Mammalia, Chiroptera, Miniopteridae. The record is from RefSeq and is a predicted model, not a curated record. Gene Ontology annotation, molecular function: signaling receptor activity; ligand-gated monoatomic ion channel activity. Gene Ontology annotation, biological process: monoatomic ion transport. Gene Ontology annotation, cellular component: membrane.
UUCUUUUUUCAUUUUGGUUUUGUUGUUUUCAAUUUUAGCGCCAUCGUCUUCAAUGCCUCUCUGAACAGCCCCGAGGAAGUGAGAGAAAGAGAGAGCGCGCGCCGGGGAGAGGAGAUAAGAAGAUGAGGAUUAUUUGCAGACAGAUUGUCUUGUUGUUUUCUGGAUUUUGGGGACUCGCCAUGGGAGCCUUUCCGAGCAGCGUGCAGAUAGGUGGCCUCUUCAUCCGAAACACAGAUCAGGAAUACACUGCUUUUCGGUUAGCGAUUUUUCUUCAUAACACCAGCCCCAAUGCGUCGGAAGCGCCUUUCAAUUUGGUACCUCAUGUGGACAACAUUGAGACGGCCAACAGUUUUGCUGUAACAAAUGCUUUCUGUUCCCAGUAUUCUAGAGGAGUCUUUGCCAUUUUUGGACUCUAUGAUAAGAGGUCGGUGCAUACCUUGACCUCCUUCUGCAGCGCCUUACACAUCUCCCUGAUCACCCCGAGCUUCCCUACGGAGGGGGAGAGCCAGUUUGUGCUGCAGCUGAGGCCUUCCUUGCGAGGCGCACUCUUGAGCCUGCUGGAUCACUAUGAAUGGAACUGUUUUGUCUUCCUGUACGACACAGACAGGGGAUAUUCAAUACUUCAAGCUAUUAUGGAAAAGGCAGGACAAAAUGGUUGGCAUGUCAGCGCUAUAUGUGUGGAAAAUUUUAAUGAUGUCAGCUAUAGACAACUUCUAGAAGAACUUGAUAGAAGACAAGAGAAGAAAUUUGUAAUAGACUGUGAGAUAGAGAGGCUUCAAAACAUAUUAGAACAGAUUGUGAGUGUUGGAAAGCAUGUUAAAGGCUACCAUUAUAUCAUCGCAAACUUGGGAUUCAAGGAUAUUUCUCUUGAGAGGUUUAUACACGGUGGAGCCAAUGUUACAGGAUUCCAGUUGGUAGAUUUUAAUACACCUAUUGUAACCAAGCUAAUGGACCGCUGGAAGAAACUCGAUCAGAGAGAGUAUCCAGGAUCUGAGACUCCUCCAAAGUACACAUCCGCUCUGACUUAUGAUGGCGUCCUGGUGAUGGCCGAAACUUUUCGAAGUCUUAGAAGGCAGAAAAUUGAUAUUUCAAGGAGAGGCAAUGCUGGGGAUUGUCUAGCAAAUCCUGCUGCUCCAUGGGGCCAGGGAAUUGACAUGGAAAGGACACUCAAACAGGUUCGAAUUCAAGGACUGACAGGGAACGUUCAGUUUGACCACUAUGGACGUAGGGUCAAUUACACAAUGGAUGUGUUUGAGUUAAAGAGCACAGGGCCGAGAAAGGUUGGUUACUGGAACGAUAUGGAUAAAUUAGUCUUGAUUCAAGAUGUACCCACUCUUGGCAAUGACACAGCAGCUAUUGAGAACAGGACAGUGGUUGUAACCACUAUUAUGGAAUCCCCAUAUGUUAUGUACAAGAAAAAUCACGAAAUGUUUGAAGGAAAUGACAAGUAUGAAGGCUACUGUGUAGAUUUGGCAUCUGAAAUUGCAAAACAUAUUGGUAUCAAGUAUAAAAUUGCCAUUGUCCCUGAUGGAAAGUAUGGAGCAAGGGAUGCAGACACAAAAAUCUGGAAUGGGAUGGUAGGAGAACUUGUUUAUGGGAAAGCAGAGAUUGCUAUUGCCCCUCUGACAAUCACUUUGGUCCGAGAGGAGGUCAUUGACUUCUCUAAGCCCUUCAUGAGUUUGGGCAUAUCUAUCAUGAUCAAAAAGCCUCAGAAAUCUAAACCAGGAGUGUUUUCCUUCUUGGAUCCUCUGGCCUAUGAGAUCUGGAUGUGCAUAGUCUUUGCCUACAUUGGUGUCAGCGUGGUCUUGUUCCUAGUUAGUAGGUUUAGUCCAUAUGAGUGGCACACAGAAGAGCCAGAGGAUGGAAAGGAAGGACCCAGCGACCAGCCUCCCAAUGAGUUUGGCAUCUUUAACAGCCUCUGGUUUUCCCUGGGUGCUUUUAUGCAGCAAGGAUGUGACAUUUCACCCAGGUCCCUGUCGGGUCGGAUCGUGGGCGGAGUGUGGUGGUUCUUCACGCUCAUCAUCAUCUCCUCCUACACCGCCAACCUCGCCGCUUUCCUCACCGUGGAGCGGAUGGUCUCGCCCAUCGAGAGCGCGGAAGACCUGGCCAAACAAACAGAGAUCGCCUACGGGACGCUGGACUCGGGGUCCACGAAGGAAUUCUUCAGAAGAUCAAAAAUAGCAGUGUAUGAAAAAAUGUGGACCUACAUGCGGUCAGCCGAGCCGUCGGUGUUCACGAGGACCACGGCCGAGGGCGUGGCGCGGGUCCGCAAGUCCAAGGGCAAGUUCGCCUUCCUCCUGGAGUCCACGAUGAACGAGUACAUCGAGCAGCGAAAGCCCUGCGACACCAUGAAAGUGGGAGGAAACCUCGAUUCCAAAGGCUAUGGAGUGGCCACGCCCAAGGGGUCCUCAUUAAGAAAUGCUGUUAACCUCGCAGUUUUAAAACUGAAUGAACAAGGCCUCUUGGACAAAUUGAAAAACAAAUGGUGGUACGACAAAGGAGAAUGUGGCAGCGGGGGAGGUGACUCCAAGGACAAGACGAGUGCCUUGAGCCUGAGCAACGUAGCAGGCGUCUUCUACAUUCUGGUUGGCGGCCUGGGCUUGGCAAUGCUGGUGGCUUUGAUAGAGUUCUGUUACAAGUCCAGGGCAGAAGCGAAGAGAAUGAAGGUGGCAAAGAGUGCACAGACUUUUAACCCAACUUCCUCGCAGAAUACCCAGAAUUUAGCAACCUAUAGAGAAGGUUACAACGUAUAUGGAACCGAAAGUAUUAAAAUUUAGGGGUAGGACUUAGGGCCUACUACAGUGAGUGGGUGAUGCAUCCUGUAAACGCAGUGUUGUGACCUGUCUGUCCCGUGGUGGUUUUGCUUGCUUCUCAUUAGAGCUUCAUAACUCCGACAACUUCAGUGCAAAGCGGUUCGGUUUUCUUUGGCUGCAGAUGUUCUGUUUGAACCUUUAUGUUGCCAAUAGAGAUCUGCAUUGAAAGGGCCCGAAAGACAAAAACAAACCCGCAGAAUCACUCUGUGAAAUGAUCUAAACACUAUAUCCUACCUGAAAUUUGAGAGGAAUUGGAAACUGGAUCUGGGUUUUCUUUGUACAUAGACUAGGCUGAUCUUCUCCGGAACAAUCAAAUUUUAAAAUAAGUGUUAACAAAAUAAGUAUAAAACCCGAUUCAAAUGAUCAAAGCUCAGGCAGCUGCCAGAUCAGGUUUUCUGAGAAACAUUAUAUGCAAAAGCUUCAUGGAGCAGAGUCGAUGCUCAACACAUUUGAGCUCCGAUUCUAAUUUGUUUUACAUUAGCCAUCGCUCUAUAUUUUUAAAGAGUAAAACCCAGCUGUUUGCUCAUCUGACAGGAGUCCUUGAGCCAGACCUUCAGGCAGGAGUGAUCAUCAGGAUAUUGACCACAAUUCACGUUUAUUAGAGUUUAUUAGAUGAAAUUCAGCUUUUUAUGUUCACAAUAUCACUAAGGUGGUCAGACACUUUAGACAAUAUAGCAGUUUCUCCAUCAGAGAUAUCAGCAGUAUGUGUGCUUUUGAACGCAGUAAAAGAUAAAAAUUGCUGUGAGUUAUUGCGGAUUUUUUCUUAUUUCAAUUGCUUUAAGUAAGCCAGAUCAGCCGCACUUACUCACAUGCUCUCAUCACACCACAAUAAAAAAAAUUGUGGGCAUUCAGUGAAAUAAUAGGAGAUGGAGAUAAUUUUGGAAGAACCUAAAUGUCCACUACUUUUUUCCUCUAGUGGUUGCAAGUGGUUUUAAAAUAAGAUCUAAAAGCAUUUGUUAUUGCUCUUCCUAAAACAGGUCUCUAAAACCUAUUUCCUAAAGUUAUAUAUAACAGCCAGCUGAAUAGGUUGCUCAUUCUGAUUAAAAUGACAAAAGAGUCUUUAAACCCAGGAGAGACAUUCCAUGCUUGAUGUAAAAAACCUAAUAUAAUUUUCAUAGUAAGAUAUACACCUGAGGUUAUGCCAGGCAAACGUGCUUGAUUUUAAUAUUUAUUUCUUCAUAUAAAAGUUAUUGAAAUAUUUGUAUCUUAAAACAAUAUCUAAUUGCUUUUAUCCACAUUCUAGAAAUCAAUGACUGAGUAUAACUGCACAUAAGUAAGCCCAAACUGGUUCUUUCCCAAUUUUGUGGGAAAAAAUUAAGAAUAAAACCCUCAAUUCACUCAGAUCAGAAUGUUUUGAGCAUGUUUUCUAAAAGCAAAACAACAAACUAGGAUGGUAUCAAAGCCUGGGCCAUUAUAAGAAUGCUUUCACCUUAAUAUUUACAGAAUUGAGGAGAGAUUUUCCCGAAUGAGAAGAACAAAACCUGAAAGGUUUUCAGAGCCAAUUAUUUAGACUUCAUUUUGAGAUGAAUUUUAUAAGAUGUCUUCAAUAAAAAUUUUAAUCGGUUUAUUAAAAUUUACUUUUCUUUGGCAUAGCAAAGCAUUCCAACCAUCAGCAAAGUCCAAGGGCAGAGAAGCAAAGCAAAGGAAAAAAGAAUACUGGAAAAUUCCAGAAAGAAAUGCUCAUGGAUGCCAGUUUAUUACAAAGCUCUGGGAAGUUGUUAAAGAGAGAUGAACAUUCCCAGGUUAUGUACAUACAAUUUACAUCUAAUAAUGUUUUCAGAAGCAGAAUCUGGCAUUGCAGUUCAUCACAUGAAUUGCCUUUAGAGCUGGGGUUGAACUUUUAAGACAAUAAAUUUCAUAUAAAAAUAAAGCAUUAAUUUCCAUAUGACUUUUUAAAAGACAUAUUGGAAUUCAGGGUAAAUGAAGUGAUCUGCACCUGUAGAGAAGCCUUGAAAGUAAGUUGUUUUUGUUGCACUCCCAUAUUAAAUGGCUUUUUCCUUUCAAAAACUCUGUUGGCCAUAAUUAUGCAAAUAUUUGACAAUUUAGAUAAUAUUGUUCCAGAAUCUCAGAAACAAAACCUAAAACCUUCAAUAUAUUGUAGAGUUCAACUUUAAAAGUGACCAUCCCUCAAGGAGAACACAUACAAUUAAAAUCAUAGCCAUCAGCCACAACAAUCCAACCAGACACAGACAUAUGGAAAUUUUUAAGAAACUUUUCCAGUUUGAGCAGCUUCAACAGGUUCACAUCAAGAUGAAUAGAAAUGACCUUUUAUGGGAGAAUUGGAAGAUAUAAUAGGCAAUAAGAAUGCUAAGAACUAAGAAUGCUGAGAUUUAAAGAGAAAUUAAGGAGUUGACAAAGAUUUAUUAUUACACUUGGUUGCAUUAAUCUGUAGAGGAGAGAAUACUCAGAACUACGUGCGAUCUCCUACUUUUGGAUGCUUUCCUUUCCUCACCAAGGCAAAAGAAAA